Sphaerulina musiva SO2202 is the source of this 2097-nucleotide messenger RNA. RefSeq lists its product as uncharacterized. Gene Ontology annotation, biological process: protein targeting to vacuole; protein transport to vacuole involved in ubiquitin-dependent protein catabolic process via the multivesicular body sorting pathway. Gene Ontology annotation, molecular function: metal ion binding; phosphatidylinositol-3-phosphate binding; ubiquitin binding. The transcript has a single exon. Bases 738 to 1574 code for a protein of 278 amino acids. Lineage: Eukaryota; Fungi; Ascomycota; Dothideomycetes; Mycosphaerellales; Mycosphaerellaceae. The record is from RefSeq and is a predicted model, not a curated record. Gene Ontology annotation, cellular component: ESCRT-0 complex.
CUGCCUAUGCGACUCGUCGCCCACUCCACAGCCUGUUCCCUGCCUCCCUGUCAUCAUUCCGUUUGCUGAUAACCCAAAAGGCUCCGGCAGCUAUCCUAUCUGCCGGACCCUCCCUAUCGGUAUCCCUCCCUCCCUCCCUCCUUCCUUCCCUCCUGCCCUCCGCCUCGGGCUCCUUCCUAGCCUUUCUUUACUGCUUUCCUCCCACCGCAGGGCCAGUGGGCCAGUGGGCUCGAUCGGGCACUAGAUCUGCGGCACCUGCCACCGUCGCGACCUGACAGCCUCUCAUCUCCAGACCGCUACGAUUGCUAGACUGCCUUGCCUCGUCUGGGGCUCUCUCGGGUCUCUGGUCUCUGGGCGUUUCUCGACACCACGACGAUCUAUUAACGCCGCGCCGCUGUGCCUCUUUCUCUCCCUCUCUCUCCCUCUCUCUCUCUGCGCGUUCGCUCGCUCUCUCUAUCUGACACCCUCCCACCCUCCAUCCUCCAUUGUGCCGCUGGGCUGAACUCUGGCCUUCUUUGUCUGAUCUCGGCCCACUACCACUACCACCACCACCACCUCCUCCUCCUCCUCCACCUCAUCCUCCUCUGCUGCUCGCUCCAAGCCACCCGUUCAUCGUCCGUCCUUCAGAUGCGCCACACUGCACCACUCCGGCUCCUACUACUACCACUACCACUACCACUUCUACCACUACUACCACUACUACCACGACUACUACUGUGUCGAUCGAGCGCCUGGCCAUGAUGGCUACGACCUCCUUCUCUACCCAACAACCCAACCACUCCAAGUACUAUAUGAACCCUUCCGCAGGCCCGUCGCCGCCAGAGGCAACCUACAACUACCCCCCACCCUCGAACAAUAUCUCCCCCACAAAUUGUCACGCCAACGUGCGCCAGCUGCGACAGCCUCGCCAACCGCUGUAUGUACCCGCUGCACUGCGACCGAACGAGAAGAUCACGCGACCCACCGACAUCCCUGGCCGUCCACGUGCCAUCGACACACCCCCGACGAGCACGGAAAGCAGCUUCGACAGUGGGAGGGCUGCCUCGCCAUCGUCGUCGUCGAAGAACGACUUUUUAGCCUUCCAAUUCGGACAAGUCGAUGGUGGUGAUCAUGCUUCACUCCCACACGGUCUCAGCCGCGCCGCAAGCGAAACGCUUUCGCUUGAAGAGAUGGGACCUGUCACUGGAGCGCCAACGACGGCACACUGGAAGCCGGACGAGUCCGCAAAGGGCUGCUAUGUCUGCAAAGUGACGUUUGGCUGGUUGCUCCGAAGACAUCACUGUCGUCGCUGCGGCAAUGUCGUCUGCUACGCCCAUGUCAGAAAUGUGAUCCCUCUCGAUCAGAACGCCCGCAUACACCCCGAAGGCCAUCGGAGCAAAUCAUGUGACCCAUGUCACGAAGAGUACAAGACGUUCAAGAAGCUAUGGCACUCUCGUGCGAACUCUGUCACUGAUUCCACACAUAGUUCGCAAGGUACCGCUAUGCCUAUUCCCAAUCAGUCACGACAGACUGAGGAUGCUCGGGUCGGCAGCAUGGCUCGCUCGGAGGGAGGCAUGGUCUGGAGCACCUUUUAACUACUCAACGCCGCACCCAGAACCCCCACCAUGGUCGCUGACGGCCAUGCUUUAACGAUUUCCAACUUGGAGUUUUCACGAUUUGAUUUGAAGGAUAUUUCGGUACUAUGGGAAAGGCCACGUGACGCGUUCAAGCGCUUCGCUUCUUGCUGCAACAACAGUUGGCUUGCAUAUGAUUUCUGCAUAUUAGCGUUUGAGCGAUUUGUUGUGAUACCCCUUUGCGAGUACACAUGAUAUCGCUUGCUUUUCCGGAUUCCCCCCCAACGGCGUUUCUACGGUUGAUGGUAUAGAAUUUUAUUAUUAUGAAGGCGAUAGAACUGGGUCCUUUUGUAAGGCUGUAACAUUAUUAGAUCUACAACUACCUUAGUUUUACUUGGGGCCAGCAGACGGGAGCUGCUACACGCACUCGAUAACACAUAAUACACACGAUAUAUGGUACCUAUCUUUGCAUCCAGCCAUCCAUCACUUUUCGAGCUCUAUGUUGUGCAGCUGAGUAGCUCACAACGUUGAGGUCUAGAUCCCG